UUGAGCUGGCGGACUGGCUUCAUGGAAGGAGGGUCUCCAGAGCAACUCUGUGCUUCAGGUGGAUUUGCACAAUAUCAGCGCAUGCUGCGACGUCUGCUCAGGUGCCCACCUUCGCGCUCCACCGUCGGAGGCUCGGCGCGUCCGCCGGCGUCCCGGCCGUUGCGCGCCAGGGCCAGCGGCUGGCCGGCAUGCGCCAGUGCGCCGGCUGCGCACCUGAUGGCCAUGUGUGUCUGCAUCAGAUGCAUCAAGAAGAAGAGCGCUUGCGAGAUGUGGGCAACGGCUGCCUCAUCCGAUGUCCGGCCUGUCCUCCAGAUCCACGCAGGCGCCCCGCAGCCAUCGCGCCGCCGCGGCGCGCACCAGCCUCUCUAUCAAGACGACGUGCCGGACUCCGAGCCGCUCUCUGCCCAUCCGACGGGCGGAUCGGCGUGUGUGUUUGUCCGGAGUACGGUGUCGCCUGCAAGCUGCUCAGCCGUUGCGAAGCUGCCUUUCUUGUGCAGCAUAAUGUGACAGCACUUGCCUCCGGCGCCUGCCGACGACGCGCGUGCCCAGCCGUGCCGUCGGCGCUGCGCUCCUGCAGCCGGUAUGGACAGUACGGCCCGUCGGUCUGCCUUUGCGUCCUGCACGCCAGCACCGCCAGCAUGCGUGCCUUCUCAGUCAACAGCCGCGGCAAGCAAAGAUGCGCAGCAGAAGCCGACACAAUCUGCCGAGUCACCACCGUCUUUGCUCGCCUCUCAUGCGAGCGUCGCCGUGCGCCGACACGGCUGCUGCAUCUGCGGCAUCUGCGAUGCUGGCGGCUGGCCAUGCCAGGUGCUUCCAAGGUCUCUGUGCUCGGCCUUCGCCUAUGCUUCAUCGCACUUGCUGUCGUCCGUCGGCGCGCCCGCGCAAGCAGUAGACCGACGGUGCAGCAUGUUGCCAAGGCAAGCCAGGGAUGCUCAGGGUCUGGCCGUUCCUUCCGACGGCAUCGCCGCCUGUCGCCUCCGACGGCGACAUGAUCCUGCCUCAAUCAUGUGCCAGGCGCUCUCGUCUUGGCAAGCUCGAAGCAAGCACUGCGUGUUGUCUGCGGUACCGGCAAGUCUGCCCUCUCUUCAUGCCCAUAAGAAGCCUUUCUCCUCAGUCAGGCU
This is a messenger RNA of Tilletiopsis washingtonensis, 1121 nucleotides long. RefSeq lists its product as hypothetical. The record is from RefSeq and is a predicted model, not a curated record. The transcript has a single exon. The coding region runs from base 189 to 992 and encodes 267 amino acids. NCBI's taxonomy places the organism in Eukaryota, Fungi, Basidiomycota, Exobasidiomycetes, Entylomatales.